Colletes gigas is the source of this 1089-nucleotide messenger RNA. RefSeq names its product ubiquitin-conjugating enzyme E2-22 kDa (gene Ubc4). Lineage: Eukaryota; Metazoa; Arthropoda; Insecta; Hymenoptera; Colletidae. Gene Ontology annotation, molecular function: ubiquitin conjugating enzyme activity; protein binding. Gene Ontology annotation, cellular component: nucleus. The record is from RefSeq and is a predicted model, not a curated record. The transcript has 5 exons. Bases 150 to 776 code for a protein of 208 amino acids. Gene Ontology annotation, biological process: protein polyubiquitination; proteasome-mediated ubiquitin-dependent protein catabolic process.
UUCCAUCCGAUAAAAGUAGUAUGCGCUUUAUAAUUUCUAAUGAAAAUCACAUAACUUUUACGUUGUUCGAUAAACAGAGUAUCUAUACAAUAGAAAUUUACAUUGAAAUAACCAUACAAUUGUAAUUUUAUGUUUCAUUGAUUUCUUGCAUGUUUAGUGUUCAUUUGUUUAUAAAUGAAGAAAAGUGUAGAGUUAAUUUUGUUUUAUAUAAAUUGAAUGUUGCUAUUUUCAUUCAGGUUGCAAAAUGUGCAAUAAAUCUUGAGCUGGUAAAUGAUAGUUUUACUGAAUUAAAAGGUGAAAUUGCUGGUCCACCAGACACACCAUACGAGGGAGGCAAUUUUGUACUCGAGAUUAAAGUUCCCGAGACAUAUCCCUUCAAUCCUCCUAAAGUACGAUUUAUAACAAAAAUAUGGCACCCUAAUAUAUCUUCUGUAACAGGUGCUAUUUGUUUGGAUAUAUUAAAAGAUCAAUGGGCUGCUGCUAUGACUCUACGCACGGUAUUGCUAUCAUUACAAGCUUUAUUAUCUGCAGCAGAACCAGAUGAUCCACAAGAUGCAGUAGUGGCUAAACAAUAUAAAGAGCAUCCAGAAAUGUUUCGUCAAACCGCUAAACAUUGGACGUUUGUGUAUGCAGGUGGACCUGCUAAGAUGCCUGAUUUAGAUUACAAAAUAACGCGGUUAACAGAUAUGGGAAUCGAGGAACAUGAUGCAAGAGUUGCUUUAUCUUCUUAUGAUUGGGAUUUGGAACGUGCCUCCGAGCAGCUCUUCAGUUUGUGAUAACUGUAUAGUUAAUGUGUCAUAUACAAGCACUGAUCAUUUUGUCAUUACAAAACUUUUGUAAUACCACACCCAAUUAUUGACACCAUACCAGUUUCAUAAUCAAAUUCAGCACUUGUAACGACAAUAUUUCAAUGGCAAAAAACAUUUGCAGGAAAUUCAUUUAAUGUCCUUGAAUAAUAGUCAUUUAUUUAACUUGUAAAAUAGGCAUGAAAAAUCAGUAACUAAUAAAAUCUGUUAAGUCCAUCUUGAUAGCCACAUUUUAAAGAAGAACUUUAUGAAAAAAAUCAUUUUUCAUCUUGCGUUUAUUAAA